CUCUCCAUCAACAAGCUGCCGCCUGGCACCGUCAAGGCCAAGAUCGUGGUGACAGUGUGGAAAAGGGACACGGAGCCGCCCGAGCUGCAGGAGGGUGGCGGGUACCUAAGCCUGCUGCAGACACGGGCCCCUGCACACGUCUUCCGCCAGGAGCAGGGGGCCUUCAAGGCACAGGUGAGCACCCUGCUGACGGUGCUGCCCCCGCCCGUGGUGCGAUGCCGCCAGCUCACCGUGUCCGGGAAGUACCUCACUGUGCUCAAAGUGCUCAACGGCUGGUCCCAGGAGGAGAUCUCGCUGUGGGACGUGCAGAUCCUGCCCAACUUCAACGCCAGUUACUUGCCCGUCAUGCCCGAUGGCUCCGUGCUGCUGGUCGAUGAUGUCUGCCACCACUCGGGCGAGGUGCCUGUGGGCGCCUUCUGCCGUGUGGCCGGCGCCGGCUCGGCCUGUCCCUGUGCCCUCAGCGCCCUCGAGGAGCACAACUUCCUCUUCCAGCUCCAGGCGCCCGAGAGGCCCCCCGAGGACGCCAAGGAGGGCUUGGAGGUCCCACUGGUGGCCGUGAUCCAGUGGUCAACGCCCAAACUGCCCUUCACCAGCAGCAUCUACACACAUUACCGGCUGCCGAGCAUCCGCCUGGAGCGGCCGCGCUUCGUGAUGACGGCUGCCUGCGAGUCCCCGGUGCGGGCCCGGCAGCGCUUCACCGUCACCUACACGCUGCUCAACGACCUGCAGGACUUCCUGGCCGUGCGCCUCGUCUGGACGCCCGAGACCGCCACAGCCGGGAAGAAGCUGUCCAGGGAGGAACGCCGGGCCACGCAGGCGGCACUGGACGCCAUCGUGUGCCACACGCCGCUCAACAACCUGGGCUACUCGCGCAAGGGCAGCGCCCUCACCAUCCGGGUGGCCUUCCAGGCGCUGCGGCUCCCCGCCCCGCAGUGA
Aptenodytes forsteri (emperor penguin) is the source of this 936-nucleotide messenger RNA. RefSeq names its product chromosome unknown C7orf43 homolog (gene TRAPPC14). NCBI's taxonomy places the organism in Eukaryota, Metazoa, Chordata, Aves, Sphenisciformes, Spheniscidae. The record is from RefSeq and is a predicted model, not a curated record. Gene Ontology annotation, molecular function: alpha-tubulin binding. The annotation marks the transcript as partial. The transcript is spliced from 9 exons. Gene Ontology annotation, biological process: cilium assembly. Gene Ontology annotation, cellular component: TRAPPII protein complex.